This is a messenger RNA of Phyllopteryx taeniolatus (common seadragon), 5714 nucleotides long. Its product is annotated as endophilin-B1-like. Gene Ontology annotation, molecular function: protein binding. The transcript has 11 exons. The record is from RefSeq and is a predicted model, not a curated record. The coding region runs from base 701 to 1729 and encodes 342 amino acids. Gene Ontology annotation, cellular component: cytoplasm. Lineage: Eukaryota; Metazoa; Chordata; Actinopteri; Syngnathiformes; Syngnathidae.
CAGUCCAUACCGGAAACUGCACGCAUCGAUUUUAACAAUCAUCUCUUUGCUCUUAGAAACGUCUAUCAAACGGACAAAACGCUUUAAAUUUAAUUAUGAAACAUUUCCCUUCAUAAAUGUGUUUAUUUGUCACCAUUUCUAUGGCGACCUAACCGAAAGGAAACUGAAGGUUUAAUGGACAAAAACAACACGACGACGUCAUCUUUGUCGUUUGGACACUAGAUAAUCUUGACCCAAACAAACAUGGCGGGGUCAGCGGGAGGGCGGCGGUCUCUCUCCCGGCUCACCUAGCUGGGUUCCCGGGGACAGAGGACACUUGGGCUCCGCUCGGAACACCGAGUACCACACUGCUCUCGACCUUGACGACGUCGACAUGGAUUUGACGCGGUUGGCCGUGGACGCUGGCCAGUUUAUCAACCGGGCUGUCCAGGUCAAAAUUAAAAAAAUGUUGCUAAUUACACGGGGGAGAGUCUUGGCCAGGUGGACAAGACCAACUUGGACCCCGACCUGGAGGAGCUCCUGACCCAGGUGGACGCCACCAAAACCUGGACGGACCUUAUCGUCUCAGAGACGGAGGCCAUAUUGCAGCCCAGCACAGGUCAGCUGGAGUCUAUCCCGGCUGAUUUUAGGCUGGACUGGUCACAGGGUACUCACAUUCUGUACUUGCAUUCUUCAAGGCCUUGUUCCAUAGACCUUCGACAUGAUGUCACCCCGUGAGGGGGAAAAAAAAUCGCAUGGUGUGAGAUCAGGUGACCAAGGAGCCCUUUCCGAAGUCUAUGGAAGAAGGCCUCGGGGUCUCGCAACGCUUGAAGAAGCGGCGCGGCUGGAGGAGCGACUGUACGAGCGUUUGGACUGGCCACCUCCGGCUCGACCUCGUGCUCAAGAGCUCCUGGGAGACCAGAUGAUUCAGGCCGGGCUGGAGAUGGGAACCAGCAGCCCGUAUGGAACGUCACUGCUGAGGUGCGGCGAGGCUCAGAAGCAGCUCGGCGAGGCCCAGAGGAAGUUUUCCCAAAGCGCCAACAUCCAUUUCCUCAACCCUUUGCGGCGCUUCGGCGAGUGUGAAUAUAGAACUAUGCAGGAGGAGCGCAGGAUGUUGCUGAACAAGCGUCUGGACUUGGACAUAGCUAAGAGCAGACUGAGGAGAGCUCACGAGGCCGAACGAGAGUCCAGGAACCUGAACGCAAACCCGAUGGAGGACGACUACUUCUCUUCUCACGUGUCCUAUGUAUUCAGAUUCAUGCGUGUUCACUGGAUGAAGAUGUGGGCGCAGGAGAUCUCUCAGGCGGAGAUGGAGCUGAGGAUCUGUGAGUCUUUGUUCCAUCGCCAGUCGGAAGUCACAAGACAGCUUCUGGGAGAAAUUAGCAACACACGCGACAAGCACAUGCAGAGCCUGAGCGACUUUGUGGACGCGCAAACAUGUUACUACGCUCAGUGCAAGCAACACGCUCUGGAGCUCCAGAAACAGCUGGCCAGCAUUCCGGCGGUGUUGUGCUCUAACAAGUGGCAAACGUCGGUCAGCAACGGAGCGCCUCAUAAUAAGCAGCCUUGUGCAGCGCAAAAUCGAGUCUCUGCCGCCUCCGCCGUCGUCGUCCACCACCUUCCGGAAUUUGACCAAGACUCUUGGACGACGGGAGCGAGCGGUAACAACAACAACCAGGAGCCUGAUCACGCCGGUACAAGAGCAGAACAAGAACAUCCUCCAUCUUGUGAGCCGACGUCUCCCAACUAAUUCUCACGAAUCUCUUCCAGUCCAGGUUUUUAACCCGUCCGGACGGGUCUGUGAAGACUAAAUUGAUCAGGGAUGGACAAACGACGACUCGUGGGUCACAUGCAGUACAGCGCGCACCGUUCCUAGCUAGCAACGAGCGGGAUGCUUUAGAUCCUUGCGUUGUAUUGCGUAGGUCAGGGGUGUCAAACUCAUUUUAGUUUAGAGGCUACAUUCACCUCAAUUUGAUCUCAAACGGGCCGGACCAGUACAUCCCUGGCAUUGUAAGCUAUCAUUUAAGUGGUAAGUGCUCAUUUAAGUGUUUGUCAGUGCGACCUCCAGUGGACAAAAUUAGCAACAACAAUUAGUUUUCUUGACAAACUCCAGUUAAUGUGUUCUCUAUCCCCACGGGCCAAUUUGGGCUGUACGUUCGACACAGCGUGUGUGCGUUUGUGUGCGUGUGUCUGCUCAUGUGGUUUGGAAGUUGAAUAAGGUGAAGUAGGAUCAUUACAUAAACUUCGACACGCUGUCACGCCCUCAGUGGUCCCAGUAGGUCAAAUGGGUUCCAGUUUCCACAUCCAGAUGUUGUUCAUUUUCCCCUCGUAGAGGCCAUGUUGUGUAGUAUGUAAUGGGGAGGGGGCAUAUAUGGAAACAUACAUGAUGUAGUUGAUGACAUCAUCAUAUAAAGGACUGAAGGUGUGCGUGUGCGCUGCCUGUAAGUGGCACAAUCUAGCUGAUGUCACUGCUGAGCUGGCAUGUGUUUAAUGUGGAAAUAAUUAUGCAAGCAGUGAUGUGGAGCCCCCAAAGUGGAAUUUAUUUAUUUAUUUAUUUUUUUAAUACAUUUUUUUUUUGCAAAUUGUCCCAACAGUUUCUACAGGAUGUUGAAUUUCGCAAUUCACACGUUCGGUCAUGUUACAGUGCAACAUUACGACCACAUGCGUAAUAUUGCUUAAAUGCAGCAGUUCUAGAAGGGCUGUUUAUUAGUUAACAUUAAUAAGCAAACACAAAUUAGGUUUUUAUUUAAUCAGUGAUUUGACUCCGCCAACACAAAUAGCAGCAAACAGUGACGUCAUCAGGGUGACAUGCUAACUAGCUAACUAACUGUCUGUCAGCGUCAACACUGACAAUGAUAACAUUAGCAAUGAAUUAAUUGUGUGGAAUUUGCUUGUUGAUGAAUUGUCUUGAAGCCAUGGAUUAAAAAACAAAACAAAAAGUGUCAUACUUGUUUUAAACCUGCAGUGGCGCUAUUGAGUCACACUUGACUAGUUUACUGUUUGAAGAACGGGGACAAUUGUGACGUCAGCUACGUCAUUUGACGUCUGUCAAAUGAAAAUCUGUGGCGCAAGACCUAAAUUCUUUACCGUUUGACACCUGGCGUGGAAACAGGAGUUCAGAACAUUGGGAGAGCGACAAAAAAGACAAAAAAUAAUUGAAUUUGAGAAUUUGCCCGAUAGUUAAAGAAAUAUAAUCCAAUGCACUGGUUCACUAAUGCAGUGGUUCUCAAACAUUUUACGCCAAGUACCUGCUAAAAAGAUACUUGGCUCUCCAAGGAUCACUAUAAUGGCCAAUAAUAAAAUGCUGUAGCAUAGUAGGCCUAAGUGUUUAUCAGAAAAAAGACUUUUUUUCUAAGAGGAUAUUUCAUCUUAUUGUAAACAGCAUAUUAACAGCAUGACUGUUUUUUAUUGUACUGAAAAAAUACAAUAACCUCCAAUUGAAUUGUCCCUCAUGGCUGGCUACGUUCUCUUUUUAUAUAUCCAUCCAUCCAUCCAUUUUCUGAGCCGCUUCUCCUCACUAGGGUCGCGGGCGUGCUGGAGCCUAUCCCAGCUGUCAUCGGGCAGGAGGCGGGGUACACCCUGAACUGGUUGCCAGCCAAUCGCAGGGCACAGAAACAAACAACCAUUCGUGCUCACAGUCAUGCCUACGGGCAAUUUAGAGUCUCCAAUUAAUGCAUGUUUUUGGGAUGUGGGAGGAAACCGGAGUGCCCGGAGAAAACCCACGCAGGCACGGGGAGAACAUGCAAACUCCACACAGGCGGGGCCGGGGAUUGAACCCAGGUCCUCAGAACUGUGAGGCUGACGCUCUAACCAGUCGGCCACCGUGCCGCUCUUUUUAUAUAUAUAUAUAAAAACAUGUUUUACAAGUCUUUCCAUUAUCUAACAGCUACAGGAGAUAAGAAUAAAACGUCCUGUGAUGAGUGAAUUACAGAAAAAUAUUGUCGUAUGAUUAAUGACUUCCCACCGGGGCACAUCCUGCAAAAUGAGGAAAAUGGUGCGUUCUCGUCAGUUUUGGGGGACUGGAUGCAAAAAAAAAAAAAAAAAAAACGAAAGCUCAGGUGUCACUAGGUACGUCCUCUUCCUCCUAACUGCUGUCGUUGAUCUGGUGUCAGCAAAGUAUUAAUGGUGUACUUUUGUAAGAUUAGUAGUUUGCUUGUAAGGCCGUAAAUCAGCGGUUCAGUACGUACCUUGGUUCACAAUCGGGUACAGCGAGGGAACAGGAUGCAAAAAUAUUCCACUGCUUAUCUGUUGUGUAAACGGGGACACAUUCGAAGACAAAAAUUAAAUAAAAAUGCAAACUGUUAGCAGUAAAUUCUCCCGAUGAAUGACAGAAGAACAAUAUGACAUGAAAGAAUACAAAAUAUUUCUGCUUAGACAACAGCUUCAAGCACACAUGGAAAUUUGUUGUUGGGAAGAAAUUGAAGGAGGAUAUUCAUCCCUCCUGUUAUGUCACGGGUAAAAUCGACCCCUUGGAAAGUUGAGAAAAGAAUAUUUUGAAAAUGUAAAUAAAUGAAUUAAGCAGGGGGAAACAAACUCUACUUUUUAUUAUAUAUUUGUAAGUUAGUUUUUCAUUUGCAAAUCCCCAUAAUACCUUGCAGCUUAAAUCUUCUCGUUUUAGCAAAGUGCAACAUUGAUAGUUCAUCUUCUUUGUAAGGAAGUACAACAUCAAUAAUAGGAAUUCUUUUUAGAAAAGCGCAACAUCAAUUGUUUGCCUUUUGAGGAACGCGCAUCAACUGUGAAUCUUUUGGUGAGUGCAGCGCCGAUAGUUUGCCUUCUUUUUAGGAAAGUACAGUACACAACAUAUAUAUAUUUUUUCUUCCUAAAACCAAUAAAGCCUGUGGUAACAGGUUGAACAGUCAAAAUGAUUAUGCUAUAAAAUAUAUAUAUAUUUCAUAAUAUAGAAGAGCGUAUAUCUAAACUUUGAUUGGCAGCCAAUAGUCGGCGGGCAUGAAACUUUCAAUCCCUGUCCUCCUGCGUGAGGACCAAAAUGGAGUUAGCCCACUCUAGUUCUCAGUAGCUCAUAUAGCAUAAUCUGUUGAGAUUUAGCUUUAAACACGCUUGCUCCGUUCUUCGUUGUAUUUGAUGCUCUUUUGUUUCUUUCUUUAUUUGUUUUCAACUCACCCAAAUUAUGACACAAAGCUGUGGCCUGUGCGUCAGGCUACGUCACAAGCCCGCCGCAAGGGAAUGCUUGGGGAAGUUUAUUUGAGGAACAGCGCUUUCAUCAUUUCACCCACCACCCCCACCCUCGGGUUCCCCUGACGCGGUGGCCUGCUCGUGUUCUCGGCACCUUCUUUUUGUUUUCUACGCGUUUUAUGUUGAAGUGUAGAUGUGGUUUCCAAGUGGGGCUGCUAAUAAAGGGUGUGUGCUAUCCCCAAACUGCUCCCGGGUCGCUUUUUCAGGGGGUCCAGAGUAAAAAAAAAAAAUGUUGUCAUCUCUUUUAUUGGAACACAAUACACAUUUUCACUCGUGUUUUAUUAUUGUGGCAAAGGAGAAGUGCUCACUAACACCGAUUUGGAACGAUGUUUGAGAAUUGAGAGAGAUACUGUAGUUCUUUUGUGUACAGCGAAAACGGUCUCAGAUGUUUGAGUUCAGCUCCUGAAAAUGGGCGCAAAAACAAAAGUGUUGUAUAUUUUUUGCUCAGCGUGUAUAAGUAACAUGGAGAAAUUACAUUUUUAAAAGUAUAUUUACAAAGUACUUUUUUGCUACUUCUUAAAAAUAAAAAGUGGCAAAACUUC